AUGGAUGUUGACACAGAUGGAAGAAAGUCGCGUUCGCGUAGCAGAUCAGAGGGCUCCGAGUCGAAGAUGUCCCACGAUGGAUCUGCACACUCUAGGUCUAGAUCUAGAUCUAAAUCAGGAUCACGUUCGCGCUCGCGCUCUAAAUCUAGUUCCCGUUCUAGAAGUGGUUCGCGUGCUUCCUCGCGCUCGGGAUCACGAAGUUCCGGUCGUUCAAGGAGUGGCUCACCUGCUAAAACCAGGUCCCGUAGCGGUUCACCAGCUCGAUCCCGAUCUCAUAGUGGUUCGCCUGCUAAAUCUAGAUCUAGAAGUGGUUCACCUGCUAAAUCAAGGUCAAAGAGUGGUUCACCAGCCAAAUCGAGAUCCAGGAGUGGUUCACCAUAG
Molecule: messenger RNA, 381 nt
Organism: Parnassius apollo (apollo)
Lineage: Eukaryota; Metazoa; Arthropoda; Insecta; Lepidoptera; Papilionidae
Source: the annotation of a GenBank genome assembly